CCCUUGACAAUGCGACCUUUUCUUUUAUUAUCACGACGUACAUUCACUUCAACAAGAUCUUCAUCUAAACAUAUUUCAUUGGCUUACGAUACUUAUCCUUCAAAACUUACCCAGUCAACAACCAAAAAGUCACCCCUUAUUAUUUGUCAUGGUUUAUUUGGCUCAAAGCAAAACUGGGCUUCUCUUUGUCGAGCUGCCUCUCAAAGAAUAGACCGUGAUAUUUAUGCCGUGGAUUUAAGGAACCAUGGUGAUAGUCCUCAUCAUCCUGUACAUGACUUCCCUGCCAUGGCCGAAGAUUUAUUAGCUUUUAUGGAUGAACACGAUCUUAAACAACCUAUUCUUAUGGGUCAUUCAAUGGGAGGUAAAGCGGUGAUGAUGGCAGCAUUACAAGCACCAGAACGAAUCAGCAAGGUGAUAUCUGUGGAUAUGCCACCAGUACCAUUGACAUUAUCUCAGGGUUUCUCUAACUAUAUCCAAGGCAUGCAACAAGUGGAUCAAGCUCAAUGUACCAAGCAAAGUCAAGCAGAUACUAUUUUACAACAAUAUGAAUCCAAUAUCGGCAUCCGUAUGUUCCUUUUAACCAAUCUUAAACGACAAAACGGUGUACUUUCUUUCCGACUACCUUUAUCCAUUCUCGCUAAUUCUCUCGAUCACAUUGGUCAAUUCAAUCCUCCCAAAGCCGUUUAUCCUCAUCCUACAUUGUUUAUUGCCGGUGGAAAAAGUCCUUAUUAUCCUCCAUUUUCUCAACAUAAAACUCAAAUCAAUACUUUGUUUCCUCAAUCUGAAAUGAAGGUGGUACAAGAUGCUGGUCAUUGGGUUCAUGCCGAAAAACCUGAACAAGUAUUACAAUUGAUCACUACAUUUAGUCAAGAUGAAUAAAAUAGAUAAAUAGAUAGAUAGAUUUUUUUUUUUAGACUCUUUUGAAUAUAUGUAUAUUUUGACUGGCUUGAUUACAUUCAUUUUCUUUGUGUGAUUCUUUGAAUUCCAUGAUAAAUAAUGGAUUGUGUCUCCUUUCUUGUCAUUCCUUUCAUGGACAAUAGGCCUAAAAUAGAGAGCAAAUCUGUUUGUAUCACCACCAUCCAUAGAGAAUGAAUUGUACCUAAUUAGGUGGUUUUUUUCCAUGAUUUCUGUUUGUAUCACUUGAUUCCGCCGAUAGAGAACUAAAUUUAGCUUGUUUGGUUUGUUUUGGAAAUGGACCGGAAGAUUUUCUUUUCCAAUAAAUCAUCCAUAUUAUUCAAAAAU
Halteromyces radiatus is the source of this 1242-nucleotide messenger RNA. Its product is annotated as Alpha/Beta hydrolase protein. Gene Ontology annotation, molecular function: catalytic activity. The record is from RefSeq and is a predicted model, not a curated record. The transcript is spliced from 4 exons. Bases 10 to 879 code for a protein of 289 amino acids. Gene Ontology annotation, cellular component: mitochondrion. Lineage: Eukaryota; Fungi; Mucoromycota; Mucoromycetes; Mucorales; Cunninghamellaceae.